Molecule: messenger RNA, 1181 nt
Organism: Phragmites australis (common reed)
Lineage: Eukaryota; Viridiplantae; Streptophyta; Magnoliopsida; Poales; Poaceae
Exons: 1
Coding region: 26-1018 (330 amino acids)
Source: RefSeq, a predicted model, not a curated record
CGUCUCACUCGAGUGAUCUAGUCCGAUGACCACAGACCUGACUCCGAGCCUCGUGAGCCCGGCUGCUCAGCUCGCCAUGGCCAUGGUGCAGCCGGCGGACAUGACCGUCAAGGCCGACGAGAUCCUGGCGCGGUUCAGGCCCAUCGCGCCCAAGCCCAUACUGUCGCUGGCGCAGGCGCCCGAGGACAUGGUGGCCGCGAAACGCCUGCUGUGCCAGCUGCAGAGCAGGCCGUGCCGGGCGCGGAAGCGCGGCCGUCCGACCGUCGUGCCGGUGUCCCCGUCGGCGGCGGCGGCGCCGUACCUACCGCUCCGGUGCGCGGCGGCCACAGACGCGGUGGCCACGGCGACGAGGGCGCAUGUGUUCAUGGUUGUCCCGGGAAGUCCACGCAUUCCGCUGGCGUCGCUCCCGCCUGCGACCACGGGUGCCGAGGACCCGGCGAGAGUCUCGCCAAAGGUGGCGGCGGAGGCCGAGAGAGACGUCCCCGUGGAGCGCGACCUGCUGCGGAAGCUGCUGGAGCCGAAGGUCAUCUCGCCACGGGCGGUGCGUCCCGUGUGCUCAAUCAUCCAUGUCGAGUCCAUCCAUCUCACCGACGCGACCUGCACCGCCAUCGUCUCGAAAACGGCGGCGGAGGUGGAAAUGGAGCUUGAGGCCGACGCGCUCCCGGCGUUGGUCUCGGACUCGAGCAACCGGGUCCGACUGGUGAAUGACGCGUACAAGGAGAUGGUGGGGCAGCCCGAGUGCCCGUGGCUCGACGCCGUGGCCGCCGCGUCGAGGAUCAGCGGCGAGGUGGUGCUGGUGGUGGCCGAGCCGGCGUCGCUGCCGGAGUCCCGCGAGGUGUUCACAUGCACGGCGAAGAUCGAGUGGGAGUACGACGGUAAGUGCACCUCCAUCUCUGCACCGUGCGACGUCAGCCAGCUGCAGUGCGAGUCCAGAGACUACCUCUUCACCUGGAGGUUUCACACCGCCGACGCCGAUGCAUCCGUCAGCCGCCGCUCCGGCGAGACGAGUGUGAGUUAGGAGAAGUUUGUACCACAUCUUGUGUGACACACUGCAGUGUGCGAAACCAAGUGCACAAGCAGCUGCAUGUUAAACUAGAUCAGCUUCCUCUUUUGCGAAGUCCAUAGAAUGUAGACCCAGUUCUGAAAUAUGUAGCAGCACAUAAGAUGUUGACUGGAGAAUG